This is a messenger RNA of Hydractinia symbiolongicarpus, 1997 nucleotides long. RefSeq lists its product as uncharacterized. The record is from RefSeq and is a predicted model, not a curated record. Gene Ontology annotation, molecular function: zinc ion binding; metalloendopeptidase activity. Gene Ontology annotation, biological process: proteolysis. The transcript has 15 exons. Lineage: Eukaryota; Metazoa; Cnidaria; Hydrozoa; Anthoathecata; Hydractiniidae. The coding region runs from base 16 to 1833 and encodes 605 amino acids.
GAUUGUCAGGUUUUUAUGAUACAUAAUAUAAAAAGUCGACACAAAAGCUUUUUAUUCUUCAGAGUAACACCACAAAGUACAAAAUAUAUAAGAAGUACAUAUAUCACUGGUGAUAUGAAAAUUUCUACCCUGUUUCUUGUCGCCUGCCUCGUUGUUUGGCAAAUCGAGGCAAAGACGCUUCAUGAACAGCUUGAGAAAGACAAAGAACAAGAUGAUCUAAGCAGUUUAUUGCACAGUAUCCAAGAUGAGGUCCAGGAAAUCAAAAAUGGCGUACAGUCAAACGAUGGCCCGUCUAAUAAUAUGAAAAAUGAAAACUGGGUUAAUCAAAAAAAUGGCUAUAUGAACAAAGAGGAAAUGUUCGAAGGAGACAAGGACCAAGCAGACGAAGGGAAAAAAAGAGCUAUUGGUGUGAAUGUUACCCCUUGGCCGAAAUCAGCUAGCGGUGAACUCAUUAUACCUUACGUGAUUGAAAGUUCAAUUGAUCCUCGAACUGAUAAAUACACAAGACUCGUGAGAUUGAUUGGAGUCAUGAAUAGUCUUAUCACCUGUAAUAGAAAUGUAUGGAGACCAAGAACAACAGAGACUGAAUAUGUUACCUUUCGUAACUCCGAGGGAUGCUCAAGCUUUGUCGGGAAAGUUUUUGCUCCCCAACCUCAGCCAAUCAAUUUAGCUGAUGGCUGUGUGCUAUUCAACGAUGGAAUUGUAUUGCACGAAAUGAUGCAUGCUAUGGGUUUCUCUCAUGAACACCAGAGAAGCGACAGAGAUUCAUACGUCAGAAUAAACCGUCAAAAUAUACAGCAAGGAUUGGAACAUAAUUUCGACAAAUUGAACACACGACCCUCCAAUACGCCAUAUGAUUAUGGAUCAGUUAUGCAUUAUGGAGCCAGGGAUUUUUCCAGUAAUAAUCAGGAAACAAUAACACCAUUGCAAAGUGGAGUUACAAUUGGUCAAAGGGUUGGUCCAUCAGCAAUCGAUAUACAACAAAUCAACAACUUAUAUAGUUGUUCAGUAACUCCUGUAAGAACCACCACCACCACCGCCCCAACCACCACCACUACCACCACAACAACAACAACAACAAUGAGAACAACACCAAAAAUCAACACGGCCACACCUCGAACAGUUGCUCCAACAACUGGAAUGCUUUUAGGAAGUUGCGACUACAACGCAUAUAGAAGAUCGUGGAGGUGCAAAUACAACCAGUUUCGCCUUAUGGGAGAUAUGAAUAACAGAUAUAUAACUUAUUUGCCUCGUACAAGAUGCGUGGAAUACAGCAGAAGUUCGGGUGCAUGGUGGUGGGGAAGAAGAAGAAGAGGAGGAAGAAGAACAUGUAUCAGGAGAGCACCCAGGGAUGGAAGCGUUACUUUAUACGCGUAUCUUAGAAAUUUCGCAACAUUAAACUGUACAUGCUCAUGGAGAGAAUGCAGCGAUAAGAAGUACUGCGUUUCAUUUUCGUAUCGACGACGUGGCGUGCAAACGCCACCAAUUACAUCUGUUGAAGUUUCAUUGAAAGCUUCAAUCUACGGAAACAAAGAUUACCAAUGCAUGAAUGAAACACUUGGCUUGAACGCUACUGAAGUUUUUAGAACGUAUCGCGUGGAGUUCCAUUCAAAGUGUGGACGAUUUUUUAAGGUUGGUAUCAAAACAAUGAAAGGCAGUGACACUAUUGACAUUGAUGACCUGAAGCUGUCAGCUGGCGGUUGUCCUGCUACUCAAGCUAACGAUGCGGAAUCAUACAAUGCAGAACCAAAGAAAGAAGCUCUUAAUGACAAGUUGCAUGACAUUCAAGGUAAACUUCAAACGGUGCGAGACACAUUGGCGAAACUUGGAUAAUAGAAAAUGGCAAACGACCUUCUAAUAUUUGGCACUAGGGAAUUACAACGACUACAAUGCUGGUGUCAUUGGUUAAUUAAACCCUUUUUGUAUUUUAAUUAAACCCUUUUUGGGUGGUUUGUUUUAUAAGUAGUGUUUUUAUUUAAUUUACUUUAUGCUACAUU